AUGGAAGAAUCCAUGCUGAUCGAGUUAGCGGUUUGCUUUGCAAUUUUUGUUUGUUUUUGUGUUUCAAAAAUUGUUUAUUCGGUUUAUUUGAAGCCAAAAAGAUUAGAGAAGUUAUUGAGGCAGCAGGGGAUUAAAGGAACAUCGUACAAGCUUGUCCAAGGAGAUAACCUGGUCAUGCAAGAGAUGGCCAAUGAAGCAUUGUCCAAGCCCAUCUCCUUAAACCACAAGAUCGCUCCACGUGUCAAUCCCUUCAUUGAUCACAUGGUGAAAAAAUAUGGUUUGUACAUGUCUCUUGAUCCAUCUUUUCUUUUCACUUCAGUUGCAAAUUUAUUAUUCGUUUAUAAUUCCUCUAAUGGCAUACUUGGUGUAUUACAAAGAAAUAUGUGUUUCAGUUGGAGUGGAACAAGGCCAAGGUUGAUAAUAGCAGAGGCAGAGCUGAUGAAGAUGAUAUUGAAUGACAAGAAUGGCCAUAUCCAGAAGCUACCACAGAAUCCACUUGUGGAUCUUUUGACUAAAGGAGUUUUAACCUUCGAAGGACAAAAAUGGGGAAAACGUCGGAGAUUAAUCAAUCCAGCAUUUCAUCAUCAAAAAUUACUGGGCAUGGUACCAGAAUUUAUAGCAAGUUGUCGCAAGCGGAUGGAUCACUGGAAGAGAUUGGUUGCUGCUUCAGAUGAAGGGACUGAAAUUGAUGUUAGUUCUGAGCUGCGUAAUCUCUCAGCCGACGUAAUUGCCAAAACGGCAUUUGGAAGCAGCUACGAAGAAGGCCAAAAAAUCUUUGAGCUUCAACAAGAACAAGCAUUCUUGAUUAAUGAAGCCUUUAAUUCCUUAUACUUCCCUGGACUUCGAUUUAUACCAACCAAGAAGAACAGAAGGAGAUACGAGGUAGACAAGGAGAUCAAAAACAUGUUACGAGAGAUUAUUAACAAGAAGCAAAGAGCAAUUCUGGAUGGAGAAUCGUCCGGCGAUACUGAUUUACUUGGAUUGCUGCUACAAUGCAAAGAAGAAAAGGGCAAUGAUAUGACAAUAGAUGAUGUGAUAGAGGAGUGUAAACUGUUCUACUUUGCUGGCCAUGAAACUACUGCAAACUGGCUCACUUGGACUCUGUUCUGCUUAGCUCUGCAUCCAGAAUGGCAAGAAAAAGCCAGGCAAGAAGUUCAUCAGAUUUGCGGGGAUAAAACGCCAGAUGCCGAUGUCUUGAACCAGCUAAAAAUCGUGACAAUGGUGUUGAAUGAAGUCCUGAGAUUAUACCCCCCAGUGAUCAACCUGUGGCGAUUCACGGCCGGAAGAACCCGAAUAGGCAACAUGUCCGUUCCUGCAGGGGUGGAACUUAAUCUACCAACUGUGUUAUUGCAUCAUUCAUCUGAAUAUUGGGGUGAUGAUGCUCAAGAAUUCAAACCAGAAAGGUUUGCUGAGGGAGUUUCAAAGGCAACAAUUAAAGAUCAAGCAACAGCGUUCUAUCCCUUUGGGUGGGGAUCAAGAAUUUGCAUAGGCCAAAAUUUUGCAGUUAUAGAAGCCAAGUUGGCACUAUCCAUGAUUCUGCAGAAUUUCUCAUUCAAACUCUCACCUUCCUACGUUCAUGCUCCUCACAGUGUCAUCACCCUUCAGCCACAACAUGGAGCUCCUCUUAUUUUUCAAUCUGUUUAAGCGUACAUAUAUAAAUCCUGAAAUCCCAAUAUUUUAUAUGUUGUAGAAAUGCCAAUAAUUGUUGGAGUACACCUCCAGUGUUUGAGGAUGUUAUCAAUUAAAACUUCAGUGUUUUUCUUUUUAUAUUCUUCCAUAAAAUAUUUGUAAUUUUUUAAUGUAAUGGUGCUGAAAUAAGAACACGCUGCCAAUCAGCCAAUUCUUUUGCAAUUAAUCAUGCUAUGAAAUGUGAUUUCU
Oldenlandia corymbosa var. corymbosa is the source of this 1878-nucleotide messenger RNA. NCBI's taxonomy places the organism in Eukaryota, Viridiplantae, Streptophyta, Magnoliopsida, Gentianales, Rubiaceae. The record is from the annotation of a GenBank genome assembly.